AUGUCGCGCGCGAGCUCAGCUUCGGAAGGCGAAGUCGUCGAGCCCCAACACAAGGCAAACACCGCCAAUCAGCACAGCGAACCUCCAAUUAACGACUCGGACAGGGUCUUUGGGCUGGACGGUGCUUCUGAUAACUAUGGAUACAACCAUCGCGCUCGGAGUCGCUCCCCCUCACCAUACCGACGUAAGCGCACCCGAUCUCCGUCGCCAUACCGACAGAAACGCGCAAUCGACCGCUCGCCUUCACCGUAUCGUCGCAGUCGAGCUGAGAACAGCUACGAUGGUAAUGCUUCGCACUCCUUUCAUAAACGGAAGACUUCUCCGCCGCGCGGUAACCGACCCGACAAGCGACACCACACUGAUCGUGACAGACACAGCGACCCUCGAUAUAGGUCACAUGCGGACGAUUCGAGAGCUAGGCAGCCUCAACCAGGCUUCGUGAAGGAGCGUAGUAAUGUGGCAGACCGACCUUAUGCAGUGCCCAUUUCAUACGCGGAGGUUGAGAACCCCAACCCGGUGCCCGACUUUCGCCACGGUCUGAAGAUCGACAAUCGGCCUCAGAAGCUAAGCAACGGUGAUCAACGGCGCGAUAGGUCUCGUCAGGCGCCUCCACAGGAGCGCCAGACAUCGACCAAUGGGUCUAGAGCGCAAAUCGCACAGUCCAGCGCCAGUGAGGAUGUUGAAAUGUCGUCCGCGGAAGGCGUCCCUGACUACACCCCGGCACCUGCAGAAGAGAAGGUCCCCACACAAGAGUCGCGCGAAGAGAAGCGCCGUCGCUGGGCUGCUAUACGCGCCGCAGCCGAACAGCAGAAGCCAAAGGAGAAUCUUCUCCAACGGGCAAUUCUCACGAAUGCGUCGGAGGCCACAACGCCAACUAUCGCGUCCCCAGCACCAUAUGCAGACAGCCCUAUAUCGCCUGUCGCAUCCCCUCGUAAUGGCGACCUGGACUCUGUUCCCGCUUCUCCAGAUGUUAUGAUUAUCGACAAGCAGGGGCCCAUGAGUGAAGGAAAUUCUCCUUCAGCCGACAGUCCGUCCGCAGCCGACUACGACCCUAUGCAGGACAUGUUGGACGAUCGCGAUCGAGCGGCCAAGAAGACCCAGAAUCCUGAGCUGCCUUCUGAUGCGUAUCGCGAAACCGACCCGAAAGUACUCUCUACCCUCCCGGCUGAAAAGGCAGUUCCAGUGAAGAAGCAGAAGAAGGAGUUCGAUAUGUUUGCUGAGUCGGAUGAGGAGACUGAGGACGUAGCAGUCGAAGCCGAAGAAAAUACCACCGCGAAAGGGACUGUUCUUCACGAGAAGUUGCUCGAUAACUGGGAUGAUCCUGAGGGUUAUUACAAGCUCAUCAACAACGAGCUAGUUGACAGCGGCCGCUAUAGAAUGGUCAAAAAUCUUGGUCGCGGUGUCUUCGCCAACGUUGCCCAAGCUGAAGAAGUUACGGCAGAUGGUAACGACCAGAACCGCAGGCUGGUCGCCAUCAAGAUGAUUCGUAGAAACGAGCUAAUGAGAAAGGCCAGUCAAAAGGAGAUGGAUUUCUUACGAAAGGUCAACGAGGCAGAUCCACAAGACAAGCGCCAUAUCGUUCGCUUGCUGGGUUCAUUUGACCACAAGGGCCAUCUGUGCAUCGUUUUCGAACACAUGUCCAAGAACUUGCGAGAUUUGCUCAAAGAAGAGACCAACGGUCACGGAUUGACCCUUCCAGCUGUCCGCAUAUACGCCCGCCAAAUGUUCCUCGGCCUUCAGCACCUGCAGAACUGUCAAGUCAUCCAUCUCGACCUCAAGCCCGACAACGUACUCGUCUCACCAGACAAGAAGACGAUCAAGCUUGCCGAUUUCGGAACUGCGGUUGACAAGCGAGAUCAGGUCGAACGUACAGAAUACCUAGUCAGUCGAUUCUACCGCGCACCGGAAAUUAUACUUGGUAUGGAGAUUGGCUAUCCUGUUGACAUGUGGGCUGUUGGCUGCACCGUGUACGAGCUGUGGACGGGCAAGAUUCUCUUCACAGGGCGAUCCAACAACCAGAUGGUCAAGGCCUUCAUGGAUUGUCUCGGAUGGCCAAGUGAGAAGUUACUGAAGAAGGGUCUCGUGAACAAUAUCCUCGACAACUUCGAGCUCGGACCACCGCUCAAAUUCAUCAGCCGCGAAGUGGAUCAGUACAACCAGCUUUCUGUCCGCAAGAUCGAGCAGAAGAAGAAGAUUACCCGCGACAUGAAGACCCGCGUUCACGAGGCUGCUCGAGGCAUUACCACACAGGGACCAACAGUUGGCGAGUUGAACGACUUGGCGGACAUGCUGAGCGCCUGUCUCCACAUGAACGUUGAAAAGCGCCUGUCACCCAAAGAAGCGCUCGUUCACAAGUUCUUUGCGAACAAGAGCCUUGCGCCCAAGAUCGCGUCCACGGCCGCUGUUGUCAAGCCGCCUUUGCUAAAGCGUGGCACGCCUGGUAUCCGUCGGUAA
Cucurbitaria berberidis CBS 394.84 is the source of this 2454-nucleotide messenger RNA. Its product is annotated as dual specificity protein kinase-like protein pom1. Bases 1 to 2454 code for a protein of 817 amino acids. The record is from RefSeq and is a predicted model, not a curated record. Gene Ontology annotation, biological process: peptidyl-serine phosphorylation; peptidyl-threonine phosphorylation. Lineage: Eukaryota; Fungi; Ascomycota; Dothideomycetes; Pleosporales; Cucurbitariaceae. The transcript has 4 exons. Gene Ontology annotation, molecular function: protein serine/threonine kinase activity; ATP binding.